Messenger RNA from Drosophila ficusphila, 1374 nucleotides. Its product is annotated as hybrid signal transduction histidine kinase M-like. Lineage: Eukaryota; Metazoa; Arthropoda; Insecta; Diptera; Drosophilidae. The record is from RefSeq and is a predicted model, not a curated record. The coding region runs from base 178 to 1098 and encodes 306 amino acids. The transcript is spliced from 2 exons.
AAUAUUCUGAGAGGAAAAGCUUCCGCCUAGGAAUACUGGAGUCGUAAAAUCUAUCAUUGUGUAUUACUUUCUUUUCACGAUCCAGAAGUCUUUGUUAAUCUUAAGUAAGUUCUAAUUUUACAUUUACUAAAUUUACAUUUACAUUUAAGUUAAAAAAAAAAAAAACUAGGCCUAAAAAUGAAUUCCGAAGUAACCGCAUCAUUUACUCUUUAUUUAAAUUGUAUUAAAAAUAUCCAAGAUUUUGAUGGCUCAGAUAAAAACCAGCUUCCCGACUUUAUAAAUCAAAUCAACGAAUUAAUGCCAUGUUUUCAAGUGUUCGACGAGCAAUCGAGAAAAGUCCUCUUUAACUAUAUAAAAAAUAAAUGUUGUGGACUAGUAAGACCCGUUUUGCAUAGGUACGGAAACGUUACGUCUUGGGAAAGACUAAAAGAAAUACUAAUAAAACAUUUUGGGGAAAAGGAAAGUAGUGACGAAUUGAUGGACGCAUUAAAACUAUGUAGAAUAGAAUCCACAAUAGAGCAAUAUUACGACAAAAUAAAUGAAAUUGCCAAUAGACUGCACAAUCGAAUAUUAACACACUCUGACGGGACGUAUACCACUCAAGAAGUAAACAGAAUUUCACUUAGAGUAUUUAGGGACAAUCUUCCUGAACCAACGAAAACAAUGAUUUUUGCCAGAAACCCUCCAUCAUUGGACGACGCAUACAAAAUUAUUGAAGAUGCCCGCCAUCAAAGUUAUACCUUGUAUGGACCAAUUCGAAAACAAUUUAGCAACAAACCCCCUUUUAGAAAAUAUUUCAGUAACGAUAGUAACAAUCAAAAUGAAAGAACUCCAAAUGGAUACCAUAAUCAACCACAAAUAGAGGAAAAUCCUGGCAGUUUCAACAGGCAAAAUACAAAUAGGUAUGAAAAUAGAACCAGUUAUAAUAACAAUUAUGCCGCUAAUCCAUCUAGAAAUUCUAGAAUGUCCUAUAACACUAUCCAGCCUCAACAGGUAGCUAGCCGUAACACUCAAAAUAAUAAUUCGGUAGGUCAAAUGGACAUAGGUAAUAUUAAUACAAAUUUUCAAUUAGGGGACCAGCAAGACUACCCUAUAUAAAACUUCGAUCAUCUAAAAGAGACCUCCUAUUCAUUAUCGAUACUGGAGCGGAAUUCAGUAUCAUAAAUGAAAACAUAUGCCACCCAAAAUGGAAAUCAAACAUCGAAGUACAAAAUUUGGAGCAAAUAAUUAUUCGUGUGAGUUCUUGGAAUACAACUUCCACGAUAUAUUCGAUGGCAUAAUAGGAGGCAACAUAUUAAAUGAUUUAAACGCAAUAAUAAACUAUUCAGAACAGACAAUUACUUUGAAUAACGUUAAACUAAACUUCUACACAAG